Molecule: messenger RNA, 427 nt
Organism: Funneliformis caledonium
Lineage: Eukaryota; Fungi; Glomeromycota; Glomeromycetes; Glomerales; Glomeraceae
Source: the annotation of a GenBank genome assembly
CGCAGGAAAAAAAGCACAAUAUCCCGAAACUGAAACUAGUUUAAAAACAUGGCGGCUUAUAGAAUUUCGAAAAGAUGGUAUUGUAGUGACUUCUAAAAUGGUUAAAAUUUAUAUGAAAGAAAUUUUAAUAAAAGAGUUUACUCAUGUUUAUCCAAAUAGUGAAAAUUUUCUUGCUUCAAAACGUUGGUUUUAUGGUUUUCUUAAAAGGAAUGGAUUUUCUCUGCGACGUAAAACAAAAAUCAGCCAAAAACUUCCUGCUCACCUUAAUGACAAACUUUUGGAGUUUCAGCAGUUUAUUAUUAAAAAACGAAAACAAUUUGAAUAUGAACUUUGUGAAAUUGGAAAUAUGGAUGAAACUCCUGUUUAUUUUGAUAUGGUUAGAAACUUAACUAUAGAAAAUCGUGGUGCUAAAACUGUGCAAAUUUGA